AUGGAUUCUGCUGCUCUUGAUUAUAUAAUCAACCGUUUGCUUGAGGUUAAAUGGAAGCCGGGAAAGCAAGUGCAGCUCUCAGAGUCGGAGAUCAAGCAGCUUUGUUUUCAGUCUAAAGAGAUUUUCUUGCAACAGCCUAAUCUUCUUGAGCUUGAGGCACCCAUUAAGAUCUCUGGAGACAUUCAUGGUCAAUAUUCUGAUCUUCUUAGACUUUUUGAAUAUGGUGGAUUACCCCCAAAAUCUAACUAUUUAUUCUUGGGGGAUUAUGUGGAUCGGGGGAAGCAAAGCCUGGAAACAAUCUGUCUUCUACUUGCCUAUAAGAUAAAGUAUCCUGAAAACUUCUUCCUUUUGAGGGGAAACCAUGAAUGUGCAUCGGUCAAUCGUAUAUAUGGAUUUUAUGAUGAGUGCAAAAGAAGAUUUUAUGUGAGACUCUGGAAAACAUUCACAGAUUGUUUUAAUUGCCUACCUGUGGCAGCUGUUAUAGUAGUUAAAUAUUUUGCAGGAGACAUUCAUGGUCAAUAUUCUGAUCUUCUUAGACUCUUUGAAUAUGGUGGAUUACCCCCCAAAUCUAAUUACUUAUUCUUGGGGGAUUACGUGGAUCGUGGGAAGCAAAAUCUGGAAACGAUCUGUCUUCUACUUGCCUAUAAGAUAAAGUAUCCUGAAAACUUCUUCCUUUUGAGGGGAAACCAUGAAUGUGCAUCGGUCAAUCGUAUAUAUGGAUUUUAUGAUGAGUGCAAAAGAAGAUUUAAUGUGAGACUCUGGAAAACAUUCACAGAUUGUUUUAAUUGCCUACCAAUAGCAGCUCUAAUAGAUGAAAAGAUAUUGUGCAUGCAUGGGGGACUCUCUCCUGAUCUGCAUGAUUUGGAUCAAAUUAGAAAUAUGCAACGUCCAAUAGAUGUUCCAGAAACUGGUUUACUUUGUGAUAUACUAUGGUCAGAUCCCAGUAAAAAUGUCAAAGGGUGGGGAAUGAGUGAUAGGGGAGUGUCCUAUACAUUCGGUCCUGAUACAGUAACCGAGUUCCUUCAAAAGCAUGAUCUUGAUCUUAUAUGCCGUGCCCAUCAGGUCGUUGAAGAUGGUUAUGAGUUUUUUGCCAAAAGACAGCUUGUCACAAUAUUCUCAGCCCCCAAUUACUGUGGAGAAUUUGACAAUGCCGGUGCCAUGAUGAGUGUGGAUGAAACUUUAAUGUGCUCUUUUCAAAUACUGAAACCUGCAGAAAAGAAGCCAAAAUUCGGAUUUGGGAGCAUUGCUACAGCUAAACGAGGAACUCCUCAAACAAAAUCAAAGUCAUUUCUUGGUGCAAAAAUAGGAUGA
Messenger RNA from Fraxinus pennsylvanica, 1311 nucleotides. The record is from the annotation of a GenBank genome assembly. NCBI's taxonomy places the organism in Eukaryota, Viridiplantae, Streptophyta, Magnoliopsida, Lamiales, Oleaceae.